Messenger RNA from Fusarium fujikuroi IMI 58289, 960 nucleotides. Its product is annotated as related to 3`-5` exonuclease. Gene Ontology annotation, cellular component: nucleus. Gene Ontology annotation, molecular function: nucleic acid binding; 3'-5' exonuclease activity. The transcript has a single exon. The coding region runs from base 1 to 960 and encodes 319 amino acids. Lineage: Eukaryota; Fungi; Ascomycota; Sordariomycetes; Hypocreales; Nectriaceae. The record is from RefSeq and is a predicted model, not a curated record. Gene Ontology annotation, biological process: rRNA processing; ribosomal large subunit assembly.
AUGGCGGCGCUUUCUUCCAACUGGAAGAAGCUCCAGGCGAAACUCAAGGAAGAGUCUGCAUCAAAGCCAUCUCUCAAGCGCAAAUCAGAGACCUUACCAACGAAUCCACCAGCUAAAAAGUCCAAGGUGCAAAAGUCGCCCCCAAAACCGCUUAGAAGACCAACAAAAGCAGCUCAAACAACAGCCAAAAAGCCAAUGGGUGGUGUUCACAGUUCGAAAAUUGAGGAGUCAGUAUCUGGGACCUCAGCAUCUCUUGCACUAUGGGCCGAAGACCAUGAUGUGUCUGCAGAAGCCCUAGCAGAGGCAUACUGUCUGGGCGCAAAGGACAAUUCGAUGAUGCUCGCCUCAGCAAAGGACAAAAUCAACCAUGGAAUCACAGAAGGGAUUGAGAUUGGAAAAUACAUCGCUAUCGAUUGCGAAAUGGUUGGCGUGGGGCCAGGUGGUCAUGAAUCAGCUCUCGCUCGCGUGAGCAUCGUCGAUUUUCACGGUGUGCAGAUUUACGACUCUUAUGUGAAGCCUAAGGAGAAGGUCACAAACUGGAGGACAGCGGUCAGUGGAAUUGACCAAAAGAAGAUGAGAUUUGCAAGGGAAUUCGAAGAAGUUCAAGCAGACAUCGACAAGCUUCUCCAAGGCCGAAUAUUGAUUGGACAUGAUCUCAAGCAUGAUCUAGACGCCCUCAUUCUCAGCCACCCCGGAAAAGACAUCCGCGAUACCGCCAAAUUCCCAGGGUUCAAGAAAUAUGGAAAUGGAAGAAAGCCAGCCCUGCGGGUUCUCGCUCAAAAGAUCCUGGGCGUUGAGAUACAGGGAGGCGCACAUUCUAGUAUUGAGGAUGCGCGAGCAACUAUGUUGCUUUUUCGCAAGCACAAGCAGGCGUUUGACGUUGACCAUGCAAAUCGAUAUGCGCCGAAACCAGCAUCAGGCGGCCAGAAAGGCGUCAAAUCGAAAAAGAAGAGCAAAUGA